AUGUCGUCAGUGCUCGAUCCCAGUGGAAGUAUGGCUGAGCCUUGUGAUUACACUCGUGGCGGUGCAGUACCUGCCUAUCUGCUGGACAGAGAGGGGCAGUCCCGAGCGAAAGUACUCUCCAAUAUGAUUAAACAAAAACGAAAGGAGAAAGCGGGAAAAUGGGAAGUCCCUCUGCCCAAAGUCCGUGCCCAGGGAGAAACAGAAGUAUUAAAAGUUAUUCGGACAGGAAAGAGAAAAAAGAAAGCAUGGAAAAGGAUGGUUACCAAAGUCUGCUUCGUUGGAGACGGCUUUACACGAAAACCACCUAAAUACGAAAGAUUCAUCAGACCAAUGGGCUUACGUUUCAAGAAGGCUCACGUAACACAUCCUGAGCUUAAAGCCACCUUCUGCUUACCGAUACUUGGUGUGAAGAAGAAUCCCUCAUCACCGCUCUAUACAACUCUGGGUGUAAUCACCAAAGGGACUGUCAUUGAAGUGAACGUGAGCGAGCUGGGCUUGGUGACACAAGGAGGCAAGGUUAUCUGGGGUAAAUAUGCUCAAGUUACCAACAAUCCUGAAAAUGACGGAUGCAUAAAUGCAGUCUUACUGGUUUAA
Molecule: messenger RNA, 594 nt
Organism: Chrysochloris asiatica (Cape golden mole)
Lineage: Eukaryota; Metazoa; Chordata; Mammalia; Afrosoricida; Chrysochloridae
Gene: NSA2
Product: NSA2 ribosome biogenesis homolog (S. cerevisiae)
Exons: 5
Coding region: 1-594 (197 amino acids)
Biological process (GO): maturation of LSU-rRNA; maturation of 5.8S rRNA
Cellular component (GO): nucleolus; preribosome, large subunit precursor
Source: RefSeq, a predicted model, not a curated record